AUAGCUUCACAGUAAGACAGAAAUACUGCUUUUAAAGGGAAACCAAGGUUGUUGAGGUGGGCACAGCAGGAUCGAGAUUGCUGCUGAUUGCAGGGCUCUGAGGAACAGAAUUGGUGUGCCAUUCCCCUUUCGUCCUCUCAUGCCCUCCCUUGUGUGUUUCCCUAUGUGUUAGUGACCCCUGCAACCACCUACCCGCUCCCACCUGACCCCUCACCCUACCCUCCCCUGUGUUGUGUCGCCUCUCUGGCACGGAGCUCACCCUCUCCCCCCAUGCUUUGGACAAAGUCAGCUCACUGCCAGCCCAAUGACUGCCUGGAUUGUCCUGCCUGUCAGCCUCUCUGCCUUCUCCAUCACAGGAAUAUGGAUAGUCUACGCCAUGGCUGUGAUGAAUCAGCAUGUUUGUCCAGUAGAGAACUGGUCUUACAAUGUAACAUGCACAGAGGAGCUGCCCCGACCAGGCUUCCCCAAGACAUGCUGCACUAUCCAGGACAUCCCCCUCAUCAGUAAGUGUGGCUCCUAUCCACCAGAGAGCUGCCUGUUCAGUCUGAUUGGCAACGUUGGAGCCUUCAUGGUGGUGAUGGUGUGCCUUCUGCGCUACGCCCAGGUGAUAGAGCACAGCCACCGGUGCUGGAUCAACACCAGUGCCCUGGUGUCUGGCUGCACCAACGCUGUGGGCCUGGUCAUGGUGGGCAACUUCCAGGUUGACCAUGCCAAGUCUCUUCACUACGUGGGUGCUGGCGUGGCAUUCCCAGCAGGACUGCUGUUUGUGUGCCUGCAGUGUGUGCUCACCUACCGGGUGGCUGUGACCGCCUUGGACUACUGGAUGGCCCACUUCAGGGUGGCACUGGCACUGGGUGCCAUGGUCUCCCUCGUCCUCAGUGGCAUCUUCUUCAUCCAUGAGAGCUUUGUCCUGCAGCAUGCCGCUGCCAUCUGUGAGUGGGUCUUCACCGUGGACAUCCUGGUCUUCUACGGCACCUUCACCUACGAGUUCGGCACCGUCACCAGCGAGACCAUGAUGGCGGGCCUGCAGCAGACACUUCACCACAGCUCGGGAGUCAUCAUGGGCCCCGGGGCCAGGGCUGCAGCGCUGGGUGGGGCGACCAAGGGCCUUAAGUCCCCUGGGGGAAGCAGCACGUCCACCCAUCUCAACUGUACACCGGAGAGCAUAGCCAUGUUGUAGCUCUGAGCCGCACCCCCACUCCCCCAAAGCUCUGCGAUGUCAGUGCAGCAGCGCUUCACCAGCUCCCACUGGACAGAGAGACUCCAGAGGCAGCACGGGGAGGAGGAGGGGACACUUUCUAAUCUGUAAGAACUGGGCCGCCACACAAGGUUUUCAUGUCUCUAUCGCUGUAUUGUUUUUGUUUUUUUUUGUGUGUUGUCAUGAGGUUAGCCGCUACAGUCAAAUGUCCUGUUGCUUUUGCUGUAGUGACACUCGAAAGAGGGCUGAAUGUGUGGAAGCAGGGGGAGCACUUGAUCCACGAAUGUUUCUCAAGAUGGCUGUUGGCUUAGGGAACCAGGUCGCUCAUUUCUUCACUAGGGACAAAUUAUGUUUGGCCGCUGUGGCUUUUACCAGUGUUCACUGUCUGUAUCUGGGCAGAAAGACAAGAACUUUUCCCAGAGCCACAUGUUGUGUUGUUUUUACCCGCCAGACACUUUUUCACAGACUCUCCAACGCUCGGUGUGCUCCACCCCUCUUGUUGUUUUGACGCCCUGCCCAUGCUUAUCUCUGCACGCCAUACUUUGAAUGACACAACAACAAAGUAUGUCUGACUUUCUGGGUUUGUAUUUUAAAGCAUCGUAAGUAGAAAAUCUUGAAUGUUUGAGAAGUGAAAACUCUAUAGAUAGUUAACAGUUAUGUGUCUUUGACAGGCUACAUGCACAUGACCUUUUUUUUUUUUUUUUUUUAAAUUUAUCAAUCAAACAUACAUUAUCUGUCAAAUUCUUGGCAAUAAUCAUUAACAUUAUUUGAUUUGACCAUUUGUGCGCACAUUUGCCUGAUAUCUGAAAUGGAUUCCCCAUGUGGACAGAUGAUCCGAAUGCAAUUAUUAUGUUAUCUUUUAAUUGUUUUACAAAGUAAUAUCUCUGUAUUUUGAACCACUGGGUUCAUUGUCCUCAUCAGGACAUAAUCGAGUUUGUUGAGUGUGGAAUGGUUAUGUUAUCCUGCUGGCUUCUUCUGCCCUUAUAUUGAUUAGGGCUGUCUGCUUCUCCGUCACUUGGAAUUGAUAAUCGCUACUUUUGCCCUUUUUUCAUUCCAUUAUUCUCCCAUGUCAUAUGAUUUGUUUUAGACAUUUGCACUUGAUUCUACCUUGUUUUUUUUUUUUUUCUUUUCUUUCUGUUCACGCCAUGUCCGGUGCAAUAAUUGCCAUUUCAUCUGACAAUUUACACUCCAGUGGAGUGAGUGAUGCCUUUUUCAGUGAGACGAUUUAGGGUUUACCCGGGGUUAAGUCAAACACAGGGCUCUUUUGUUCCUAAAGUGAGUCACGGGGAUACUUGAACCAGACUACUUCCUGUAGUAAAAUGAGCGGUAAACGAUAAAGGGUAAACCCAUAUAAUCCAUCUAACCCAUUUACUUAACCCAUUAACAUAGUUUGUGUCCACAUGCUCAGCAUAUGGCGGACACAAACUUUUGUGAUUCCAGGCUGGACCCUUGGAAGCCUUAUUUCAGUUUUGAUAGGUUUUCUGUUAAAGACAGUCGUUAGAAGAGUUGAUUGAGAGGCGUGAGUGAAUCCGAUGCCUGCAGACCUUGUGCCAUUAUCCCUGUGGGUGUCACAAUGCAUCAUGAGGAUCUGAACACAGUGUUAAAACCAGCCAAUAUUGUUUGUUGUAUACAAGACACAGGUCAUUGUGAGAUGCUAAACUGUCAUAUUUCAAAUACUGAGAAUUUUAUAUGCUUGAAAGUAUUUCUUGUUGCCAACUUCUUAUCUGCAGUGACAUGCUCGUUACAGUUGAGAAAAAGCUCAACACCAAAAGCUCCAAUUAGUUCAGGCUCAGACUAAAGCUGACUAACGCCACCUAGAGGAGAAUUUGAGUCCCACUUUAGAUCACACUGUCAGAUUGAAGCCGUUUGACCUCACCUGUGAUCAGUUUCCAGCAGUAUGUUACAUAAUCACUGAAGCAGUGUUCUGCUGCCUGGGCAGUACUGGCACAUUUUUUAAUUUGUCUAACCACUGGAUGCCAGCAAUACACAUUUUUGAAGUUGUUACGUCACCUACCUCUGUUAUUAUCUGUGCGAUCGAUGUAGAAGAAGGCAGGGUUCCUACAUGUUUUCCCGUUCAAAAUGCCAUACAUUUUUCAAGCUUUAAUACUGAGGAGAGCAAUAUGACUUUGAACGAGGCCAUAUCAUUCUGCAGCGAAGGCUCAGUCUUGUAUAUCAAAAUGCGUGGUGUGACAGUGGCCCUACUUCAACAUAAAAUGUGUUGUUACGUAUGUCAGGUCAUUGCUUUUCCACACAUUUCAUGCAAACCAACUUUUCACGUCGUCCAAAGUAUCAAGUUAAUUUCCCAUACUUUGCAGACUUUGUAGGAACCCUGACAAGUACAGCAGCUGUGUCAAAGAUGGUUUUUCUUGCUCCUGCACUUCUUGCCAAAAAGGUGUCGAAUCUACACUGGAAUUUUGAUGGCUUUUCUCAGUGUCAGCUGUAGGUGAAAUAAAUGGGAUUUG
Myripristis murdjan (pinecone soldierfish) is the source of this 3660-nucleotide messenger RNA. It is a transcript of the gene tmem150aa, whose product is annotated as transmembrane protein 150Aa. Gene Ontology annotation, biological process: protein localization to plasma membrane. NCBI's taxonomy places the organism in Eukaryota, Metazoa, Chordata, Actinopteri, Holocentriformes, Holocentridae. The record is from RefSeq and is a predicted model, not a curated record. Gene Ontology annotation, cellular component: plasma membrane. The coding region runs from base 305 to 1180 and encodes 291 amino acids. The transcript has 8 exons.